AUGGAUGCCCUUCUAUCGCUCCCGGUGGUGGGAUGGUUUCUCAUGCCAUCGGUUUCAACAUACUCUACAUCCCUCAACUUCUUAUUCUUUUAUAUGACAUGGUCGACUCUUGUACUAUCACAUUCGGCUUUAAGAGUUGAGGUAGUGGGAACUCUAGGAAUAAGACUACUGUUCUUCAUAGUGCCUUCAUUUGUAUUCCUCAUAUUUGAUUCUAUCAUACCAAGCUUAUCGGUGGGAGUUAAACGGCAAGGAAAACAAGCUUUACCUACUCGAACGGGGGGGACAAAAGUGUCUAGAGCAAAGGCUCCAGAAUGGUACCGGGUAGUGGGGAUCAGUUUGUUCAAUAUCCUUAUGGGAGUCGGCAUUCAAGCGGGAUUUGAAAUGGUUCUUACGGAGAUCUUACACUAUAAGAGCGCGCUAAGAGUCACUACUACGUUACCCAUGCCAUGGUCUAUCGCCAAGGAUGCUUUGAAAUGUCUUCUUUUUCGUGAGUUCAUACAAUACUAUACCCAUCGCUUCGUCCUUCACGCCCGCUCUUCAAAUUUCCUUAGCCGAGGUCACAAGAGCUAUUACCACUCCGUCACUUCUCCAUAUGCAUUUGUCGCCCACUACGAUCACCCAGUCUCCUACAUACUGUUCCGCUUCAUCCCCAUCUAUCUCCCAGCGGUAAUUUUCCGGGUUCAUCUUCUAACAUAUCUUCUCGCCCUCUCUGUUGUUACUAUGGAAGAAACACUCGCAUCGUCCGGUUAUAGCAGUGUCCCUGGGAUCAUACUCGGCGGAAUUGCACGUCGUCAGGAUCUCCACAGUGAAAGUCGAGGAAAAGGAAAUUUUGGACCAUGGGGUUUAUUGGAUUGGAUCCAUGGAACUAGUCUCGGGUCCGGAUUGGAGGAAGAUGUUGCGAAUGAAGCCGAAAAACAUCAGGUCAAGAGCCGAAGUAGGAAGGCUAUUGCUAGUGGGAAGGAGAGUGUGAAAUCAUUAAAUGGAAGGAGAAGAAGUUCUAGGAGAGCUUAG
Molecule: messenger RNA, 1011 nt
Organism: Botrytis fragariae
Lineage: Eukaryota; Fungi; Ascomycota; Leotiomycetes; Helotiales; Sclerotiniaceae
Product: putative sterol desaturase family protein
Exons: 2
Coding region: 1-1011 (336 amino acids)
Biological process (GO): ergosterol biosynthetic process
Molecular function (GO): C-4 methylsterol oxidase activity; iron ion binding
Source: RefSeq, a predicted model, not a curated record